Molecule: messenger RNA, 3309 nt
Organism: Anolis carolinensis (green anole)
Lineage: Eukaryota; Metazoa; Chordata; Lepidosauria; Squamata; Anolidae
Gene: gpr84
Product: G protein-coupled receptor 84
Exons: 2
Coding region: 288-1439 (383 amino acids)
Biological process (GO): neuropeptide signaling pathway
Cellular component (GO): plasma membrane
Molecular function (GO): urotensin II receptor activity
Source: RefSeq, a predicted model, not a curated record
CACAGGUCUGGCCACUUGUCAUUUACGAGCUUCUGGGCAAAAGAGGAAAUUGCUUCAGGGAGUUUGGAAACUUGGGAGUUUUCUUCUUCCUUCGGUCUAGGCACGAAGAACCUUUAUAAAUAAGUGCAGAAAAAGUGGAAACACUCAAGAUCUGUAGAUGUUGGACAUUUGAUUUGGAUCACCUGCUCCUUACAACUCAUUUUUCCUCAGCACAAUAUUGGCCUGGUGACUUAGACCCUCAAGCAUUCAAUUCGAGGCAGCAUAGUCUGGAACUACUUCGUGCCAGGAUGGCAAAUUUUUCCGAUAACUUCUCCUGCUAUGAUCCAUCCAUUGUUGACUACCGCUACGUAUCAGUCAGCUGGGGUAUUGUGGUGGCCAUAGUUGGUACAGUUGGCAAUGUGCUCACCCUGUUUGCUUAUGCAUCUGACACCAAGCUCCAGACACGUGUCAACCUGCUCAUUGUCAACCUGACCUUGGCUGACAUUCUGUAUUGUACCUUCCUGCAGCCCUUUUCUGUGGACACCUACUUGCAUCUCUAUUGGCGGUCGGGUGCUGAUUUUUGUCGAGUCUUUGGGAUGUUGCUCUUUGUCUCCAACUCGGUCUCCAUUUUAACACUUUGCCUCAUUGCCAUCAGCCGUUACCUGCUCAUUGCCAACACUGCCCUCUUCGAUCGCAUCUUCUCCCGCCUUGGGGUGCUGCUCAUUGCCUUGGCCUCCUGGGCAAUUGGUAUUCUCAGUUUUGCACCACUGUGGCCUGCCUAUGUCUUGGUGCCCAAGGUCUGCACCUGCAGCUUCCAUCGUAUCCGUGGCCGGCCAUACACCACCAUCCUCAUGGCCCUCUACUUUGUGGUGGGGCUCAGCUGUGUUGGUAUUUUUUACUUCCUCAUCCAUCGCAAAGUCAAGACUGCUGCCCAUGCUCUCGACCAGUACAAACUCAAAAAGUCCAGUUUGAAAGAAGUCCAUGUAGCUGGGACCAGCUUGACAACCCCGGGACACUACCAAGAGUUGGACAGUGGAGUAGACAGUUCAGGUCCUUCCCAGCAUUCCUGUGAGGCUUUGCCCUCUGAGUCAACUUCCAAAACUUUUGUUCCACUAGAUUCUGAGAAUGGCAAAACUCCACCCAAAGCUCAGCCUGCAAGCCCAUCUAAGAAGGUCACACCAUGCCAGGCCAAGGACAACAACACAGAAUUCCGCCGGGUGACACGCAUGUGCUUUGUGGUUUUCCUCUUCUUUGUCAUAUGUUACAUACCCUUCAUGCUGUUAAACAUCUUGGAUGCCAAAAAUCGGGCUCCAACUGUGCUGCAUAUGAUUGCUGCUAACCUUACCUGGCUCAACAGCUGUAUCAACCCAGUACUUUAUGCUGCAAUGAAUCGUCAGUUUCGUGAGGCCUACAAAGGUGUGAUAUCCAAGUUUGUGCAUCGAUUUCGUGGGUGCCACUAAUUUAUCAAGAGUGUACAAUUGGUCCCCUCUGUCUGCAUGAGAUGGACAUGUUCCCCUCUGAUUCUGAUACUGCCUCAGAGCAGGAAUGCCACCACAAAGAUGCUCAGCCUUUCACACUGGACUAGUUUCAGAGACCUUAAGUAGGCCUAUGUGUGAAUUCUGUUAUUUUACCACUGCUGCAUUUUAUAUUGCAUGUAGCCUAUAUGUAAUGGGGAAAUCAGAGUGAAUUCAUGGGCUGGCCUUUGCCUUGAACAUUUGUUGAAGCUGGGGAUACCCCUCCCUCCUUUAGUUUAUAAACAAUGACAGAAGAGUGGUUAGGUAUGCCACAUUUCAGAUAUUAGAGCAUGGGAGGGUGGGAAAUAUGUGGGCCAUGAAACACUGUGGCUUCCAAUGCUAUAUCCCUGCUGCCUGCGUUGUUACUACCAAAUCACUGCUGUGGCCUCCAAUGAGACCUUUUCACACAGCACAGUUAUAGUACUAUUAUCCCACUUCGGUUAGCAUCCUGUGGAAUUUUGAGGUCUGUAAUUUGCACAAAGGCACUUCCCAGGCUAAGGAUCCCAUUCCUCAACUUCAAAUCCCAGGAUUUCAGUUAAAGUGGAAUCAUACUGCCAUUAUUGUGAGAGGGUUCCAGAACCACAUUUAAAAUAACCAACAUUUUGUUGUAUUUUAUAAUAAUAUAUUCAUACUUAUAUAUCUAAAUGAUUAUAUCUUACUACCUCCCAUCAAAGCAAAUUUUCUAAAGAUAUCUAGAGUUCCUGAAUAAAGGCUGAUUUUUCUUCAAAUUUCUGAGAAAAAGAAGCCCUAUGUGCAUUAAGUGACUAGACAAGAAGAAUCCAAACUUCUCUACUAAUGCAGGAGAGUAAGAAAAAUGGCACCGAAAUACCAUAUUGAUCUAGUACAGAACUUGUUACACAGUAAGGGAAUUCAAACUUCUCUGUACAAGACAAAUUGGUGCUGUUGCCUAUAGAUCUGUAUGUUUCACAGCUGUAAUAUUUCUAGCAUAUCAUAUGAUAUGGGUGUCAUGAGCAGUGUUGUUCAGUCCUUUCUGUACAAAAAAAUGCAUGCCCUUGUGUGCUCAGGAUGUCCCCAAUUCUACCCAUGGACAAAAAAAAAAAAAACCAGCCACAAGAAUGAAGACAGGGCUACGUUGAGUGGCUGCUGAAGGUAUCAUAUCCUAUCUGAUCCUGAAACCUAAGCAGGAUAAACUUUGGUUAAUACUUGGAUGGAGCCUGCCAAAGAUUACGAGGUCAAGGAGUCUAUAUAUUUCAGGACAAAGCAAUAAGCAAACCGUAAGGAAAUAACAGGAGUCCCUGGUGGCGCAGCGAGUUCAAUCGCUGAGCUGCUGAACUUGCUGAUGGAAAGGUCGAUGGUUCGAAUCCGGGGAGCAGGGUUUGCUCCUUUCAUUAGUCCCAACUUCUGCCAACUUAGCAGUUUGAAAACAUACAAAUGUGAGUAGAUCAACCGCUCCAGCUGCCACAUGACCCUAGAGGUGUCUACAACAACACCGGCUCUUUGGCUUAGAAAUGGAGAUGAGCACCAGCCCCCAGAAUCGGACAUGAUUAGACUUAAUGUCAGGGGAAAACCUUUGCCUGUACCUAAGGAAAUAACAUUUUCCCUUACAAGCCUGUCUAGAUUUUAACCUUUUGUACAGAUGAUAAAAGAAGGUUUUGCAGUUUAAUAAGCUUUUCCCAUGUUUUUAUGAUAGAACCAAUUAGGAAAUGACAUUUAUAACCUAGGAACAAAAAUUAUGUUUACAUAGUUUUAUACCCAAUGAUAGACUAACAGGAGGUGUGGUUAAGUGCUGGAUGAUCAUCUUUGUAGACUUUUAUGCGUCUGUUAUAAAUAUUGAAUAAAAUAAUAUGUUUAAAUA